GAACUGCCAUGGUCCUCACACGUGGUCUCGGAGCACAGAAAUACCUAGAAGCUCCACGACUUCCCGUUGAGUUGCUCACAGAAAUCGCGAAGCUGGUUCCAAAAUCUUCUCUAUGGGCAUUGUGUCGCACGAAUCGUGUAUUUCACGAGCUCACGGUCCGUUAUCUGUACCGGUACGUCACGAUACGCUGCACGGGCAGGAAUGCCGCAGACACAGAAGAUCUUGUUCGUCGAGCGCAGAAAUGGUGCCAGACCGUCAUGGAAAAGCCAGACAAGGCGGCUCUUGUCGAAAGUGUCACGGUUACGCAGCUUCCAAGCGACCUGAUGGAGUGGGAUCCUGCCCAGGAAACUCUCAUUGCGCUUCUCAAACGCGCAUUUGUCGUUCUUCCGAGCCUCGAGUCACUCGACAUUGACGGUGCCCUGAAUCCGAUAGUGGGGUCGCUCGGAAUUCUGGACACUCUCCGUCUGCCCUCCCUCCGUACCUUCAGAAUAGAGAUGGAAUCCGACCAAGAUCCUAACCUUGUCGACUUCCUUUCCAGCCACCCUCGCCUCAAAGAUAUUGAGCUCAUCAUCGACGGACUCGAAGACGAAGAGCUGGGAGAGGAACUUACCUUCCCCGAGCUCGAACGGUUCACUGCCCCUUUCACGUACUGGGCGGGCUUACAACCCAACCCAAACUUACGCUUUGCAGGCCUGCAUCAAGAUCGGUUCAUGGAUCUUGAUCACGAUCCUUUCGAUGUUAUCCAUCCCUUGGGGAAAUUCACGGGACUAAAGUCGGUCUGGCUCUUGAUUCCAGCAGAAAGAACACUUCCAUAUCUCAUGGAUCUCAAGGAAGAGCUACCGAUGCUCGAGGAGUUAAGCGUCGACUUUGCGAAUUGGAACGAUCAUGGCGAAGCUGUU
Molecule: messenger RNA, 899 nt
Organism: Stereum hirsutum FP-91666 SS1
Lineage: Eukaryota; Fungi; Basidiomycota; Agaricomycetes; Russulales; Stereaceae
Exons: 2
Source: RefSeq, a predicted model, not a curated record